This is a messenger RNA of Styela clava, 8612 nucleotides long. RefSeq lists its product as uncharacterized. NCBI's taxonomy places the organism in Eukaryota, Metazoa, Chordata, Ascidiacea, Stolidobranchia, Styelidae. Gene Ontology annotation, biological process: regulation of transcription by RNA polymerase II. The record is from RefSeq and is a predicted model, not a curated record. Gene Ontology annotation, cellular component: histone acetyltransferase complex.
GUGUUGUUCUUAGCUAUAAUAAGGUUUUAUCCUCACAGAAUGUGGAUUUGGAUAUCGGAUACAAUACUAAUAUACAUAAUUUUAUACAAUAUUACCUGAUAACUGGAUUAUUUAUAAAGAAAAAGUAGAAUCUUCUACCUUGCAUUCAAAAGAUGGGUGAUGUUAAAAAUCACACAUCUGCCAAGAACGAACAAACUAAAAAAUCAGGUAUGAGAAUUCCGAGUACCGGUGAUAAUAAUUUCGGCAAUGAUGACACGAAAAUUUCAAGUGGAUCGUCUGGUUCGACUGUGGCCCUCUCAACAAGCGGAAAAAAUGGCCCUGUGGAUUCCAAUACGGAUAAUGAAAGAAGAACUCGUCGUAGUCGGCAUUCUACUACGAUCAAGUCCGUUAAUCUUAAGUUGAAUACUGAUUUGGCAACAAAAAAGGAUUCGGCAAAACCGGAAUCACCAAAUGCUCCAACUGCUUAUCUAAACAGUGUCAUGAAUACGCUCGUCUCUGAAAAUGCUUCUUCUCCCGCACCUGACAAAUUAACUUCAGGAAAUGGACAAACAAGUAAUGGUGGUAGUUUAAAUAUCUUUAAAAGUUCUCAAAAAAGAAAAAAUAGGAAUCAAGAAAUCGGAAGUCAUCAUAAACCAGCGGAGGUUUUUCGAAAAGAUCUUAUAAGUGCUAUGAAGAUUCCUGAUACAUCUCAACUCCUUUCUGAAGAAUAUUGGGUGAUGAAAGAUUCUUGGAGAAUGGAAUGGGAGAAGGGGGUUCAGGUUCCCGUUAAUGCAGAAGGUCUGCCUGGCAUAAAAGUUGACACAGUACCGAAGGAUAUAAGAGGAGAUUUUCGAAUGCCAAGAAAGUUCAUAAAAACGACGCCUGACGUUGGUGAUAGGGAUACAGUUAAUCUAAACGUUCUUGCUGAUUCUACAUGCCGAUAUGAUUUGGACGAAGUUGACGUCUCAUGGUUACAAGUUAUUAAUGAAGAAAGAGAAUGUUUGGGUUCUACUGCUCUUGAUGAAUUUACAAUGGAAAUUAUAAUGGAGGAAUUAGAAACACAGUGUCACGAAAACAUGCAACUUGCUAUCAAAACUAAGGAAGGUCUCGGCAUAGAAUACGAUGAGAAUAUUGUUUGUGACGUUUGCAGAUCUCCUGAUUGCGAAGAAGGAAACGAAAUGGUAUUUUGUGAUGGAUGUAACUUAUGUGUUCAUCAGGCAUGUUAUGGAAUUCUCAAGGUACCAGAUGGUAGUUGGUUAUGCAAACCUUGCGCUCUCGGCAUUCGUGGUUCUGCUGUUUGUAUAUUGUGGAAAAAAGGCGGAGCAAUGAAAAGCACCAAAUCUGGUCGCAAGUGGGCGCAUAUGAGUUGUGCAUUGUGGAUUCCUGAAAUUAAUAUCGCAGAUCCGGACAGAAUGGAACCUAUCACAAAGGUCUCUCAUAUUCCGUCAUCUCGUUGGGCCUUGGUUUGCACAGUUUGCAAAGAACGGAACAUAGGUGCUUGUAUACAAUGUAGCGUUAGACAUUGCGUUACUGCGUAUCAUGUGACUUGUGCUAUGGAAAAUGGAUUUGACAUGAUAACAGAUUGCCUAUCACCCAACUCACCAUUGAGUACAGGAGAGAGUUCUAUCGUUUUCAGGUCAUUUUGUCAGAAACACAGUAGAAAUUCCAAAAAGAAAUUAGAAAAUUCACCUGGGAAGAAAACGGAAGAAGAAAAACGAAGUGAUAGACAAAAAAGAAUUGCGGAAUUAGAGGAAGAUUUUUACACAUUGGUUAAAAGCGACGGGGUUGCCAGUGCCUUGAAUAUUUCACCUGAUACAGCAACUGAAGUUUUAGAAUAUUGGAAAUUGAAAAGAAAAGCAAAUUUCAAUCGACCUCUUUUGACCCCAAAACAAGAAGAAGGAAAAGCAUUGGCAGAAGCUGCUGAAACUGGAUUGCAAAGACGAUUGAGAAUGUUCACUCAUCUGAGGCAAGAUCUUGAACGUGUCAGAAAUCUCUGUUACAUGAUUGGAAAACGUGAAAAAAUGAAACGAUCUUCUGUUAAGCUUAUGUCUAAUGUCUUUCUAGCCCAGAUUCACUACGUGGAAUACAGAAUGUCUCAGAGUUCUUAUUUUGACCCCAAAAUACUUUUAUCUUCAUUACCCACAUGUGGAAAUAAACAAAUACUCGAUCAAGCGAAAAAAGAAACCAUGGAAUUAUUGAUGACACCAGAAUGGUCUCAAAGGGAUGAAAGCCGAUCCAAUUCACCUUCAAAUAUUGAGUAUGUUAACACUUCAAAGAAAAAAGAUGAAAAAGUAGUUGCCAGUAAAAAUGAUGAUGCCGAAAGUGAUGUUUCAGACAGACCUCGACCACUUCCAAAGUCUUCAGCUACCGUUACUCAAAUUACCUCACUUAAAGAUAAACCAUCAAACUCAAAAAUGGAGAACAAAAGUUCAAAUUCACAAAAACAAGGAGAUACGAGGAAAAAUGGAUUAGUAGCAGAUAUCAAAGUAGAAUACAGAAAGGGUUCAAAUGAGGGUGUCCCAUUCAGAGAUGACGCACUGAAACAAAAAAUUCUUGAUGAUAACGAUUUUAAAAAACAUUCGAAGAAAAUGACUUUGGAAACGAAAUCUGAAGUAUCAAAAACGUUUGACCCUAAAUCGAACAAAAAUCUACGUCGAAGUUCGCAAGAAUCAGAGUCACGGAGAAGGUCCCAUUCAAAUUUACGCGGCAGAGAGAAAUCAGACUCAAAAAAUGAUUUUACCAAGAAAGUGCAAGAAAAAUCGAACUCUGAUAAUAAAGUACGACAUAAAUAUUCAAGCGAAAAGCGAUUCGAAUCGAAAAAACAUCGAACAACGUCAUCAUCAGAUGGUCGUAUUGACACUGUGAAAUAUAAUGAAAAAUCAGGAAAAAUUAACGAGGAGAUUCGUACAAGUAGAGCGAGAUUAAAGCACGCACAACUUGAAUCGCCUGAUAUUUCUGCUCCUAAUUCUCCAAAUGUGCAGUCAAGUACAAUCUCGAAAGAUGUUUCUGAGAAUCGAAGAUCUGCAGAUGAAACCAAAGACUUGAUUGACAAUCCAUCUUUAAUAAAUAAGAAACGUAAAAUGUCAUCAACGACAGCCGACAAUGAGAGAAGUACAACUGAACGAGGCGAUAAAAAUUCUCGGAAAAUGCUGCGAAGGUCAUCUAGAAAUUUGGACUUCUCUAAUUCGGAAGAUUCGGAUAUUGAUAGCUUGAGAUCUUUGAAACGGGGAAUGACGAUUAUGACAGAAACGAUUUCAGAAACUAAGAGAAUUAGUGUGGAAGAAGACUCCUGGGAUGACAAAAGCCAACGGAAGCGUACAUGGUCCGGUAGUGGCGACCAACCUCCGUCACCGUCUAAAUCAAAGAAAAGACGCAAAGAGAGCACACAAAGUGUCAAAGAUUUGAAGCAAAGUUCCACAAAGAGACCCACUUCGCCUAUGCAACAGAACAGCUCUGAGGAUUUUACAGAUGGUGAAUCAGCACAGUCAAGGGCAUCGUCUCAAAACAAAGGCCGUACGAGAAAACCAACAUCUGGAUCCUUCUCACCUUUUAUUAAGGAACGUAGGAGAUCAAGUGCUAAUGAAAAUUUAUCUCCUGUUGUGAAAAAGCCUCUUUCUAAACAUCAACAGGCAAAAAACGGACAACGAGCUCUUGCACCAUCACCACACGAUCGAAUAAUCGCCGACGGCGAAUCACCGCACCUUGGCGAUAUUCCCCAAGUUCGACGGACGUCUGGGCAAGAGCUCGAUGAUAGUUUUCUCAGUUUUUCACCCAAAACAAAAAAUUCUCCGAGAAGUGAAUCGCUAUCGAAUUCAGACUCUAACGAUGCAUUCGUCAGUUCUAAAACAAACAAAAAACUGCCAACUUUCGAUAUCGGAGAUUCAAAUUCAUCUUGGAAAACACCAGGUCUCGAUAUAAGUUACGGUAGCAACUGCCCUGCUCCUUUAAGAGCACAGCGCAGCGAAAAACAAACUGCUUCAUCAGGUUUACGUUGGGUUCCUUUAAUAUCCGAAGACACUCUAUCAUAUCCACCGAGUUCGAUAACUCCAAAAGACCAAGAUGGUUACCGUGGCGAUAUGGAUGAAUCAGACUCCGAUUUUCAAAAUGUGUCGUCUCGUCACCAUCAUAAACAUCAUCGGAAAUUAUCUAAAUCACGGAAAAAGAAUGCACUGAAUCCAGGAAAACAUAGAACUGGUAUCGGAAUUUUACAAGCUAAACCUUCCGAUUCGAGCGAAGAAGAUUUCGAUUUGUCAUUCUCGAUGCAUCCAUCGUCAAGUGAAAAGUCUCGACAAAAGUUACGUUCGAUUAGCAACACGAGUCCUGCUUCUUCGAAUUCUCCGUUACAUACUCAUAUAAACGUUACUGAGCCAAAAGAACAUGAAACUGACACUGAUUUUAAAGAGCCCAUAAAUAAGCCAAGUGGGCCAAAAAACGUGAGAGCCGUCGGUGGUAUCCUAGGCGGGCUAAAGUGCGAGCCUGAUGUAUCUAUUCCGCCUUUUUAUUCUAAUACCACCGACGGCAAUAAAUCCCAUGACAAUUUUUUCGAAAAAUUUUCUUUUUUAAAUGAAUCGAGAGAUGAGUCGCCACCGUAUUCACACAAAGUACAUGAUAAUAUACCACUCCUUCAAAAUCGAUUUCCCCCGCCUGAAAUGAUGUCCUUCAGAGCAGAACCCUUUCAAAGUCAUUCAAUAUUUCCAUAUGGGUCUAUUGGUUCGUGGCAGAUGCCACAUCAUACGUCAGCACUGCCUUCUAUAUUACCUAAUCGAUUUGCAAUGCCUGUUUACUAUCAAUACCCACCGCCGCCACCGUACCGUAAAGAUAGACCCAGUGGCGCUUUCAUUUCUAAUGAAGAAAGGCACCACCCUUCUCCUCCACCGAUGCCAGACUCGACUUUAUCGCCAGAAUCUUUCUUGCCGUCGUCUGCGUCUGUAGCUGUCCAAGCACAGGCAGAAUCAUUAAAAGUGCCAGAUAUGCUCGAUGAAACAAAUUUGACACAGAAAUCGUCAAAGAAAAUUUCGCACUUGACGGAUGUGCCCGAUGAAGGUGAUAAUGAGUGGGAAGUAGUAGCUGGGAGCGGAAACGAAGUACAAUUAGAAACUAACAGCGAUGACGAGAGACGACGUCGUAGACGCAAGAAAAAGAAAAAGAAGAAAAAACGGCGAAGGUUGCGUUUCCAGAUGGUUACGACUCUGAAAAGAAAGGCAUUUCAUCGCCCUCUAGUGUAUUACCAGAACCGAUUCAUGGUGCUAUUGUUCCACGAGGACAAUCUACAAAUUAUAAAGCCAAUUCUCCGAUGACUUCAGAAAACAGUUCUCGAAAUGAACUUUUUAAAAAAUCACCAAUGCGUUUGGCAGAAUCUCAAAGUUAUCUCAAUCGAGCAGAACAAAAUGUCGCUUCGAAUAACGAAAGAGACGUUGGUCGUAAAAAUUCAGAAAUUCGCCCUGGGAAACUGGUACUCAAAAUAAAUAAAAAUAAAUUAAUAGUUCCGAAAGCUAAUUAUGAUUCAGAUGAUUCUUCUAUGAGUUCUCAAUCUAGUUCUCCUGAAAGUAACUUUAUGAUAAAAUCGAGCCCAAACCAAUCGGAGGAUACUGUGACUUCUGGUUCAGGUCUAAAACUUAAAAUCAAAAAAUCUCUCUUGCAAUUUAAUCCGGAUAAACAUUUUUCGAAGAACUACAAAAAGCACAAACAUCGCUCGCAUGAUAGGCUCAAAAUGCCAUCUAGUAGACAAUCUUCAAAUCUUGUACUGGAACGACCUAACUUGGUGAAAAAGCAUGCGGCUUUGCGACGAUUGGGUCUUAAUAUUGAUAAUAUGCCCAAGUCAGAAUCACCUGAAGAAGGAAUAGGAAGAAAAGCACUGCGUGAAAGGAAGCCUAUAAAAACGGAUGACGGACCAGAAAAAUUAGAUCUUUCAUCUAGAGAAAAGGAUGCAAUUGCACCAAAACAUGAUGACAAUAAUGAAACAUAUUCUCCACCUAAGUUACGAAAAAGAGAAACAGGUGAAAUGCCGCAAUCCAAAUCAAGUAAAGAAAAGACAAUUUCUGAUGUGCCAAAAUUGAAACGUGGUAGAGGCAGGCCGCCAAAAGUACGCCCCCUAAAUGAAGAUAUACCCCAUAUUGUCAAAAUAAAGAAGAACCUGGCGGUUUCAGACAAACACACAUAAAGCAAAAAUCUCCUAAAGAUUUGCUAAGUUCGCUGGUGGAGUACAAAAUCCUCAAGACAUAUGAAACCUGCACCGCGCGCUAUAAUGUUCUAAGUUUUAUAAACCGAGCGCCGUUGCUUCGUCACAUCAUCGUACGUCUCUCGAUUCCUUGCAAUAUAAAUUACCAGCUGACGUCACCCAGCAUCGAUCUAUGUCAACUGAUUCAGAUCAAACUUCGCACUUCCCUCAAUUAUAAUCCAGCAAGACACUGGAAGAAGAGGAAAGUACAUGAACAUGAAAUACAACUUUCGAGCAUACGACAACCGACAGGAUUUCAACUCGGAACAUAUAACAUCACCUACUAAAGGAUUGUCAGAUUUUAGUCCUGAACAGGAACCGUUUAUUGUCAGGAAAAACGCAGAACAGGACAGGAAACAAGAUUCAACGCCAAAAAACCCAGAUUCAACGAAAAUGAAAAAUUUAUUGCAUUCGAAAGAAACCUUUGAAACUAAACUCCACAAAACUCAUAAAAAUGGAAAUUCGCAACUACCACUAUCGGAAAUAUACAAUCGAAUCACCAGAACAAAAACUUAGUAGCAAACAAUUCAAAACGACUAUAAAAUCUGAUGCACAACAAAAUCCACUUCAUCUUUUACUAAUUUGAAAGAAACAUUCCCAACGACGCAUAAUUUUCUCACUCCGCCAACAUCGCAGAGAAGUGAAUCGUCACCGUCACCCAUUCGAGAUGGUAACUUGCCCUCAACGUCAACUGCAAUUUUAACCCCUAAUAUCAAUCCUCCCUAAUCAAAGAUAAAGGAAUCAAUCAUCUCUUUCAAACACUCAAACUGGUGCAAAUGUGACAGCGUCUCGAAUCAUUCAAAUUUCAAACUAGGAUUUUCAAUGCAAAGCAGAGAUUUAUCGAAUUUCAAAAUUCCAAAGAAAUAUAAUCCACCACAUACAGAAUCUGUUCAACAGAUCGAUGACAAUGAUUGAAUCGAAAAAUAAUCGGAGAAAUUCAAAAGAAAGUGUGACUCUGAGCCCAGCUUUUGGCUAAUUACGCUUAUCGAGAAAGCGAGAGAAGAUCGAGGGAGAUGAAACAUUAAAAGAAUAUGCACAGGAGUUAAUUAUCACAAUCAAGCAUGAUCUAUACAUAUAAGAUUCUCACUGAAAUAAUUUUAGAACAACGCACAUUUAUAUUUCUAACCAGUUCUUUUGCGUAAAACAAUCUACACUGCAUGUAUGCUAAAAGCAGUGUUGUCAAUAAUUUGAUUUGUUGUACCUCAUAGCCCUGCACCUACCCCCUUUCUGCAUUUCUUGCAGUUCAAAGAAUUUUGUAUCUCUGUCUUGUUCAUGUUUUUAUUCCACCAUGUUCCAAAAUUAUAAGUAAUAAUAUUAUUGCACUAAAUUUACUGCAAGACUAAAUUUUAUCCAGUUUUAAAUUUUCUUGAUGAGUUGUGAACGCUAAAAUGGCAUCCAUAUUAAGCAACUUACGUUCAAGGAACUAACUAAUUUUUGCUGGAAUUACAUCUUUAUUAAAAGUGUCAUUAUGUUUGGCCGAGGUAGAUAUUUGAUAAUAUUUGUGCAGAAAUUCUGAAAAUGAAAAAGUUUUGAGAAGAAAUUUCAAAAAUAUAUUUUCAAUGUUGAUUUUUGAUAAAAAGGACCUAAAAAUGUAACAUAUUUGUUUUAGCAUAAUUUUUUGAUGGUGUCUGACUUCAAUGCUCAAUUAUGCCCUUUGUCUUAAGUAGAGUAAUUCACAUCCGAAUAGUUUGGAAUCAAUAAUUACAACUGCUGCCUAAAUUUUGAUUCAAUCCCGACAGAAAAUUUAACAUAAUUCAUAAGGACCUCAAUAAAAAAGAGAAUUUUUUUUAAAAUAGUCGUAAUUAUUGUCUGGACUUCUUUUUAAAUCUGUUUUCAAAUAAAAAAAAGUAUUUCUCAUACUAAUUUACACCUAAAACUUCAAAUUUAGCUUGGGACAUAGAUGAAUACCAUGCUUAAAAACAUGGAUUGGACAUAAAAUAUCAGUUAUUUUUUGAAAUUACUUUCUGAACAUCUCUAUUCAGGAAAACGAAAAUGUGAAAUUUUCCAUUUCUUGCGGACAACAAUCCUUAUUUUUGUAUCGUUGAAGCUCAUCUAUUGAAUGGUGCUUUAUUAGUUAUUAUUAUUUUAAGAUUUCAAUUAUGUUUUUUACUCCAAUUUUAAUUGUCCUGUUAUCCGUGGCUUAAAAGCACUACGAAUGUGGCAUCAUAAUUUAUAUGUUCUACGGUUUUAAAGAUACAAUUUUUAUUUAUAAGCAGAACUUCACUCAGUCUUAUCGUGAAAAUAUAUAUUUUUUGUAUCUUUCGACACGACCUGCCCUUUUAUUUGUUUUUUGUGUGUGUGUAUACUAAAUUUUGAGCAGAAUAUUUUUCACGUUUUACUUUUCCAUUUCUUCAGAAGAAUUUCUUUUUUCAGUGUAACAACAUGAUUCAAUCUCGGAAGUUUGAGAUUAAAUAUU